UGCCAGCGUGCCAAAGUGCAUCGGCGUUAGAGGGAUGACAGGACUAAUGCCAUCGUGGCCAUGGCCGACCCUGAUGUUUCUGGGCGCCGCCGUUGCCCUUGAUCCAGAUCGGACUGCUGCUGAAAUGUGUGCUUUCGUGGCCAACAGCAACAUCGGCUGGACCGGUGCAGAGAAUGUCGAAUGGCCCGUUGCAGGACCGCAGGAGUGCUGCGAUAUUUGCACCUCUCAAAGUGCGGACAAUCCUCCAUGUGUCGCGUGGGUGUGGAUCCAUGACACGCACUGCUACCAGAAAUAUGACACGGGCGAGUUUGCCAUCACACAAUCACUAGGUAGUCCGAGCACGGAUUCUGGCAUCCUAGUGAUUACCACAUCUAGCUCUUCGUCAUCCUCAACCUCCACGUCGUCAACAACAUCCUCAUCAUCCUCACCCUCUUCAUCCUCAACCUCCACGUCGUCAACCACAUCCUCAUCAUCCUCAUCCUCAUCCUCCUCAUCCUCAACCUCCACGUCGUCAACCACAUCCUCAUCAUCCUCAUCCUCUUCAUCCUCAACCUCCACGUCGUCAACCACAUCCUCAUCAUCCUCAUCCUCAUCCUCCUCAACCUCCACGUCGUCAACCACAUCCUCAUCAUCCUCAUCCUCAUCCUCCUCAUCCUCAACCUCCACGUCGUCAACCACAUCCUCACCAUCGUCAUCCUCAUCCGCCUCAUCCUCAACCUCCACAUCGUCAUCAUCAUCGCAUUCCUCAACCUCAACCUCCACAUUGCCAUUGUCCUCCACGUCAAGUACUAGAAUUACGACUACGUCAUCGACCGCCAUCUCAACUGCUACAUCCUCGACAUCCUCAACGGCGGCAUUCACCUCUACCUCAACCUCUGCAUCGGCAACAUGGUCUACAUCCAGUUCUGUCAGCCGCACAAGCAGUUCGACCAGUUCCUCAUCCACACGCUCAAGAAGUAGCACGAGCAGCAGCAGCAGCAGCAUGUCCAGCAGCAGCACCAUGUCCAGCAGCAGCACUUCAUCCACCGUCUCGAUGACGUCAUUAACGUCAAGCACCGCAUCGCAUACAUUUACAUCUUCAACCACACGAUCUUCGAGCACAUCCACCACAUCAGUGAGUUCGACUUCCACGGAGACUUCAACCAGCUCUACAUCAAGCAUCUCAACACAUCUGAGUCCCUAA
Molecule: messenger RNA, 1183 nt
Organism: Cladocopium goreaui
Lineage: Eukaryota; Dinophyceae; Suessiales; Symbiodiniaceae
Source: the annotation of a GenBank genome assembly